Messenger RNA from Cladocopium goreaui, 624 nucleotides. The record is from the annotation of a GenBank genome assembly. NCBI's taxonomy places the organism in Eukaryota, Dinophyceae, Suessiales, Symbiodiniaceae.
AUGCAGUUGUCUUCAGUCUGUUGCAGAAGUUUGAAUGAAGUGAAGAAACUUGUCUCGAAGUUCUGCUGCAAUGCGUGUGCAUCUGCAUGCAAAAUUUGUGCAGGAUGGGAUCGUGCAGAGUUUGAGUGGUGUUGCCAGAACAUGCCUCGUGAGGGCUGCGAAGAAGAGCGGCACUUCAGACUUCAGGCGCAGAAAAAGGUGGGUCAGGACGAUAGUGUUCAAGCCCAAAAGAGGUUAGAUUCCCUAGUUGCUCGAAGUCAGAGCUUGGAAAGCCAGCGACUCUUCCAAAUCCUUGGCGCAUGGGCUGCUGGCUCCCUCACUUUCUUCGCUUUGCACCGCGUUUUGCCGGUCCCUUUGUCGCACAUCCUGCAUGCGCAAAUUCCGACUAUAAAGGCACAAAGUGCCGAAGAUCGAUCUAAGUCAACGCUUUGUGAAGUUCGCAACGAGAAGACCUGCGUUGUAUUGAAUUGUGUUGUAUUGAGAGAACUCUACAGAGAGGCUGGGCAAUGUAUGAGUGAAGUUUUCAGUGAAGAGUCUCAGAGAUCCCUACGAAGAAAAAAAACACAGCAGCUACAUCGUUGCGAACUGGUUAUGGAAGGUGGCAAAGUCUCUACCUACCAUUGA